Messenger RNA from Hyposmocoma kahamanoa, 1573 nucleotides. It is a transcript of the gene Sirt6, whose product is annotated as NAD-dependent protein deacetylase Sirt6. Bases 141 to 1454 code for a protein of 437 amino acids. The transcript has 6 exons. NCBI's taxonomy places the organism in Eukaryota, Metazoa, Arthropoda, Insecta, Lepidoptera, Cosmopterigidae. Gene Ontology annotation, molecular function: NAD+ binding. The record is from RefSeq and is a predicted model, not a curated record.
GCUGCAUACAAAACAAAACAAACUUGUUCUUUUGAUUCGGAAUUUCGGAUAAUUGUGAAAACACAGGUCAUUAUAUUUCAUUUGUUAUUUUUAUAUAGACGCGUAUUUAUUAAGCCUGUUUUACAUUCAGCCUUUCAGACAUGUCUUGCAACUACGCUGAGGGCCUUUCGCCGUACGAACAUAAGGGUAUCUUAGGUGUCCCCGAAAAAUUCGAUUCAAUAGAUAAGUUUAACAAAAAAUGUGAACUUUUGGCGCAAUUGAUAAUCCAAAGCAAACAUGUAGUGGUACAUACUGGAGCUGGGAUUAGCACCUCAGCUGGUAUACCAGAUUUCAGAGGCCCAAAUGGAGUGUGGACCUUAGAAAAACAAGGCAAGAAACCCGCAACCAACAUCUCAUUUGUUGAUGCUAAGCCUACCAAAACCCACAUGAUACUUAAGAAGCUUGUUGAAUGUGGUAAAGUCCAUUACAUAGUCAGUCAGAAUAUUGAUGGCCUUCAUUUAAAGUCUGGGUUAAGUAGAAAGUAUUUAGCUGAGCUUCAUGGGAACAUGUUUAUUGAUGAAUGCAAUUUAUGUAAAAGGCAAUUUGUCCGUAAUUGUCCAGUAGAGACAGUGGGCAAGAAGUGCAGUGGAGUGCCCUGUGCAUCAGAGCAUAUAGGAGGCAGGCCAUGCAGAGGUCGAUUAUAUGAUGGAGUCCUGGACUGGGAACAUAGUCUUCCUGAGAAUGAUUUGCUCAUGGCAGAGUGGCACUCUAGUAUUGCUGAUCUAAGUAUAUGUCUAGGCACAACAUUGCAAAUAAUUCCAAGUGGGAAUAUUCCUUUAGAAACUGCUAAAUAUGGAGGAACAUUAGUGAUUUGCAAUCUACAACCUACAAAACAUGACAACAAAGCUGACUUAGUGAUAAACUACUAUGUGGAUGAUGUGUUAGAAAGAAUAAUGAGCUUUUUAAACAUUGACACUCCACCUUAUAACGACGUUGAUGACCCCACUAAACUGGCAGAACACACAAUAAUCGAUUGGACAAUACAUAGACAUGAUGUAUUAGCUUUAGAAAAAAUUUUUAAAUCUAAAUGUAAGGGACUUAAGAAGAAGCGGAGUUUGAUUAAAAACAAGAGAAAUAAUGUCGAAAUUAAGAAUCAAGUAGAUGAUAAAUCGAAAAUCAUUAAACUUGAAUUAAAGGAAGAAGUUGUUCAUAGUGCAACAGAAGAUAUGCCAAUAAAUAGAAAUGAUAAUUCCAAAAAUUGCCUAGCAAAUGCUACCAAUAAUAAUGCAAAUGGCGAAAAGAGCACAAAUAAUACUAACUUAAUUAUUGUAAAUAGUAUAGCAGACUACCCAGAAAUAAUUACUGCAAAUGAAGAUAUAACAAACCCUGACAGUAAUGAUGCAAACACUGCAAAUAAUGAAAAUAACUUUAUCAUUAAAUCCGAAGUUAAAGUAGAGUCAGCAAUCAAGAAAUAAAUACAACAGAACAAAUGAGUACCAAUGACAUUAUAAAUGUAAAUUAAGGAAUCAAGCAAAUAAGUAUAAUUGCAAUUACUAACCUCUUUUUUAUGUGUAAUGAUCUCAAUGAAAUAACA